Linepithema humile (Argentine ant) is the source of this 3700-nucleotide messenger RNA. RefSeq names its product enolase-phosphatase E1. The record is from RefSeq and is a predicted model, not a curated record. Lineage: Eukaryota; Metazoa; Arthropoda; Insecta; Hymenoptera; Formicidae.
GUCAGUUAAUGCUCGGCUAUCGAGGAGGGAGUAUCGCGCGAAUGUUUUCCGGGAAAUACAUUUCAUUCGUUGUUCUAGAAAGAGAAAAUUUGCGCUCUUUGUAUUUUUCUUUUUCCUCGAUCAAGUGAAAAAAAAAAUUAUUGAGCGUCCGAUCGUCGUAAAGUCGCCGAUUCUUCCGCGAGAAUAUAUCGCCGGAGAUCGAUUCUCACGUGCGCAUGCUUCCGCGAGUCGCUCCUCAUCCGACUUUUCAAUAAGGACAACAGAGAUACGCUGCGAAUUCCGCCGGCAGGCAAGAAAAACGCGCGGCGGCGCUCGCGGAAGAAGAGGAGAUGACACGGGAGGUCUCGCGGCACUAACGAAGCCGCGACCUUUCCGCGCGCGCACAAUGAUAGAGAGAACGGCCUUGAAGUCGGCGAACGACUAGAGUCUGAGCGAUCGACAAUCGCUUACGCAGCGGUCACUUAGCGCUGACGGUUCAUUCGAGUUUCACAAUCGCCGGCAAUCGCGCCGAUACUCGAGACAGCUCGCCUUUCCCACCUGAAGGGACUCUCGAUCCCGAUUCGCCGAUAUCCGCCGUUCCCGCGAAUCAGCUGCGGCGAAGUGACGCGCGCACGAUGUGGCACGGUGAUUCGGCCGCGAAGGGAUAAAGCUUUUUGUCGAGCGCCAGCGUUCGAAGCCGAUGCGAAAAGUCGGCCAGGAAUUCCACGUGGGCGAGAGAAGCGCGAGGAUGAAGACGAUGGGCGACGUCGUCGCGGACCCCAUCGACGAGAGCGAUGGCACGGCGCAACCCAUCGGCGCGGGCAAAGAGUUCGGCCAGAAGACACUCAAGUCCCUGAAGAGAGGACUAGGCCGGCUCUGGAAGAGGCACCGCGGCAACGUGUCGAUAACCGAGUACGAUCCCUCCUACAAGGUCGCGUAUCUCGGCAACGUACUCACCGGCUGGGCCAAGGGCGAGGGCUGCGUGGAGAAGCCCGUGUCGACCCUGUGGCGGAACUACAUGACCAGCAGCCGGCCGGACGUCUCGAUGAGGCUGACCAUAACCAAUGGCGGUCUGACCGCGACCACAAAGGACCACGGCCUCACCGAGUACUGGGCACACCGUGUAACUUACUGCACGGCCCCGGCCUCCCAUCCCCGGCUUUUCGUCUGGGUGUACCGACACGAGGGCCGCAGAUUGAGACCGGAACUCAGGUGCCAUGCCGCUCUCUGCAGCAAGGAAUCCACCGCGAGGAGGCUCGCCUCGAUCUUGAACGCCAGGCUGCAGCAGGCGCUCUUGGAAUUUCGCCGGGACAAGGUCUCCCGGCAAAACGCCAGGCUGUCCCUGGCGAACGCGCUGUACGACAAUCCGUCGUUGCCGCGCAGAAAGCUGCUCCUAAGCACCGGCGGUCAGAAUUAUCGACCACCCUUGGAGAGGUCGAAGAGCGCGCCGAAGCUGUCGGCGAUCGAGGAGGACAUAGUAGCCGAGGAAAUAGAACAGCAAAGGCUGUUGGAGGAAUUGCGUUCGCUGGAGAGCGUAGCGCGCAGUUGGGAGGAUCAAGAUGGCUGGAGGAUAGCCAGACUUUUGGAUGCUCUCAACCGCGAAUCCUCCGAUGAGAAUGGCAGCAUUUCCAGCGGAUGCGAAACCGCCAGUACAGCGACGAGCGAAGAGAGAGCCGUCUGUCCAGAUGAGCAUCUUGCACAGAAUCAAAAUGAUCAACGAGGAUCAAUCAAGAGAGUUAUCUUCUCGGAUGAAAGAGCCGGCAGAGGGCUGGGACCGCGUAGAAACUCGGAGGGCUCGCCACACUUCAUGACCUGCGCCGGUAGUCCUCGUUUCAGUUCUAUAAAUCCCAUGAAGAGGUUUCCCUUGAGAAGCGAGGAGGAGGAAUCGAUGGAAGAGGAGGAGGAAGAGAUGGAGGACGCUACCUCGAACGUGUUCGACUUCGAAGACGUCGAGGAUCUCGACGACGGUGAUUAUCGGCCGAGGGGCGAAAUGCUGAAUAGAAUCGAAGACUCGCAAAACAGGGAGAGGCGAGCGAGAAAGUAUCCCGGCAAGAUAAGCCGUGAGUUUCUGCAAAACGAGGAGACGUCGUUCCUAACUCUGGAUUCUCUCGACGAAGAGGCUGAUAGCGACGAGAGCGGUUACGUUGAAGCGCCACCAAAGUCUUUGUUAAGUCCGGAAGACAGGAAGGAGGAGGAAGAAAACGAGCACCCGCGAUCGUUCGGGGAUCAAUCGGAAUCGGUGACGACGUGUAGAAAUGUAAAGACCGACGAGAAUGAGAAUGAAAGGACGAAACACGAAGAUUCGAAAAGCAAGCAGGAGGAGGUGGAGUCGAUAAAAACGGAAAAGAAGGAUUCUUUAUUGGUGGUUGACGAUAAUCAAAGAAUUAAAGAGAGGGAAAGGGAGCGAACGGAUUUCAAAUAUCCUAUUUCGGAAACCAUCAGAAAACUGACGAACGCGUCACUUAGGAAUUCCAAGUCUCUCGAGAUGAAGAACAACAGUUGCUUGAACGUAUUACAUAAUUUCAAGACCUCCAAGUCGUUUGAUAGUGCGAAACACGACGAAAUUACUAUAGAAUCGCCGAGUCUUCACCAAAGGAAGCAAUUAUUGGCACAGCGCGGUGUCAUGGUUUAAAUGGCCUCUUUCGAAUUGCAAACUUUUUACGAUUUUGUUUUGCAAAUCGCAUGGGGAUCAAUAUGAACGAACAUGAUUCGUCAUUUAAGUUUUCCAUGAACAAUCAAAGACACUUAUAAUUACACUUUACGAAAAUACUGAGUUUACCGACACCUUGACGAGAGUGCGUAUUAAUAUCUAAAGUAAAAUGUGUUUGAUUGUUCUUGAAAAAUUUACCAAAUUGUAUUCGAUUAUUUCACUUAUUGGACAAAAAUGGUUCUUCUUUUUAUUACAAAUUACUAUUAUAAUAGUAUUUCGUCAUGGAGUCAUUUUCCUUACUACUCGUAGUACUCGUAGCAAAUAAAGAUUAAUAUUAUUAAUUCGGUGACGGAUGCACUGAUCUGUCAAAUUUACGUUAAGUACUGUCAAAUACUAUUUGAUUACUAUUUGAAUAAUCGAAGCGAUGAUCAAAAUAUGGUGUAAAAUGAUCUACUGGGCUUUGAGAGAGAACUAGCUUGAAUUUUCUAGUGCGAGUUAAAGAAAUCAUCAGCGGAUUACAAAGCAGUGCCGGAAUUAGAGCCAAGCGCAAUGUUCUAAUGGGUGUGGUGGUCUCUCUAGUCGGUUUCUCAUGCCUGAGAAUCGUGACCUCACAGGAAUUAUGUUGGACUAAAGUCAAAACUGCUACGUAAUACAUGAAGAUCGAUUUUAUUCAAUAACGAUAUGAGGGAAUGGUUUAUAUUUAUUUAUUUUUUUUUUAUUGUUUUACAGCGUGGAAUUGUCUAGUUCCGGUACUGACAUUAAUUAUAUAGAUUGACAAGGAAACUAUGCUCACACUAUGUACAAGGCGAAUAUGAAAAUAUUGGGAUUACUAAAUUUUUUUUAUAUUUAUGCUCGUUGCAUGUUGCAGUUGUGGUUAAAAAAAUAAUAAUAUUUUAUUAGAUAAGUUUGUUGCAAUGCAUGCAAUUCGUAUAAUUGAAAGGAAACUACCUUGUGUGUAAAAUUCCGGAAAUAGUUGUCUUGUUAUAGUGCAAUGAGCUCGAUAAUUUAAUAACAUGAUUUGUUCUUGUAAAAUUUGAUGCUUCUAUAAAUAAAGUUCAAACGUGAAAUAUC